Molecule: messenger RNA, 2893 nt
Organism: Haliaeetus leucocephalus (bald eagle)
Lineage: Eukaryota; Metazoa; Chordata; Aves; Accipitriformes; Accipitridae
Product: D-beta-hydroxybutyrate dehydrogenase, mitochondrial-like
Exons: 6
Coding region: 1-1137 (378 amino acids)
Molecular function (GO): oxidoreductase activity
Source: RefSeq, a predicted model, not a curated record
AUGGCGCCGCGCCUUCGAGCCCGCCUCUGCCGCCGGCUGCCGUUUAACCGGGCCGGGGCUGAGGCGUCGCGCCCGCGGCAGUUGCAGGCAGCCGCAACGGCGCCGCCCUAUCGGUCGGCUGGGCCGGUGGAGGCUGAGCGCGGGCACUGCGAGGGGAGGCGGGACGCCGAGCUGCGAAGAGCCUCGGGCGGGCUGCCGCCCCGCUGCUGCGGAACCCCCUGCUACUUCAGGGGCUUCGUGAAGCAGUGGGCUGAAGGGAAGGCAGUGCUAAUAACAGGCUGCGACAAAGGUUUUGGACAUGCCUUGGCAAAACGACUUCACGCAAAGGGAUUUACUGUUUUUGCUGGAUGCUUGCUUAUGGACGAGAAUGGAGACGGAGCCAGGGAGCUGAAGAACAUGAAGUCAGAUCGCAUGAAAGUGCUACAGAUGGAUGUCUGCAGUGACCAGGAGGUGGCUCAGGCUGUGGAUUUUGUGAAGAGGACCCUGAAGGAGCCAGAGGAAGGUCUGUGGGGCCUGGUGAACAAUGCUGGCAUCUCAACCUUUGGAGAGGUGGAAUUUUCAAGUUUAGACAACUACAAGAAGGUGGCAGAUAUCAACCUGUGGGGCACCGUGAGGGUGACAAAGGCUUUUCUGCCCCUCAUUCGCAGAGCUAAAGGCCGUGUGGUGAAUAUCACAAGCAUGUUGGGACGGAUGGCGAGUCCAUCUCGCUCCUGCUAUUGCAUUUCCAAGUUUGGGGUGGCAGCCUUCUCCGACUGCCUACGGCAGGAGAUGUACCGCUGGGGUGUCAGAGUUAUCCUCAUUGAGCCGAGUAACUUCGUGGCAGCAACAGGCAUCCUGACAGCAAACAGCAUCGACAAACAGGCUGACGCACUGUGGAGAGGAGCCAGCGACACUGUGCAGGAGGACUAUGGUAGGGAGUAUUUCACUCGCCACGUGGCCCUGAUGAAGUCCUUCAUUAACAGUGGCCUGAAGGACAUGUCUCUGGUCUUGAAUGACAUCACUGAUGCACUCACUUCCCCAAGCCCAAACAACCGUUACAAUCCCAUGGAGACCUACUGGUGGGUGAGGCUGCAAGUCAUGACUCACCUGCCUACUGCCAUUGCCGACUGGCUUUACAUCCCUGGAGCCACUCUGUAAAUGGCUGUCCUUCAGGCAUCCGUCCAGUGCUCAUAUAUAUGCACAGGUUAGAGCUGACUUAGUCAGGGGUGUCUGCACCCAUUGCUGAUGCAUCUCCCCUGUAGAUGCAUGUGCUUUCACUUUGGGUUAUGGCUUCAAGUCUUGUAUUGUGGGAUGCUGAGAACAACAUGGCUUUUUUCUUUUUUUUUUUUUUUCAAAUUCUUGCUCUUUGUAUUCCCUGCUGUCCUGAUUAAAGUUAAAAGGUGUUUUCCUUUUAACUGUGGAGGAGGCAGAGGAAGGUUAACAUAAUGGGUCAAAUAUGUGGCUAGUGUAAUUAGGUCAGCAGAGUUCCCCCAGUGAUAAAUUUGGCUCAUUAAUGGUCUCUUGCUUUUCCUUACAAGGACAGGCUGCUAACAGCAGAGCAAAGCUGUUGCUAUGAGAUGUCUCAAGGGGAGAAACUAAAAUGGGAAACAAAAGCAGAGUUUUCCAUUUGAUUGAAAAAUGGGUCAGUCACAGCCUUCCAUUGUUUUCAUGAUACUGCUAGGAAGCUCUGCUGUGCUGUGACUGUCUGCUCUUUUCAGGAAAACACCAACACUGCCUCUAAACAGCCUCAUUACCUAACUCGGGGGCUCAGAUCCCUGCAAAAAAGGGUUCUUCUCUCCCAGCUCUGUGGCCAGGAGGUGUCAGAGCCAGCAACUGUGGAAAGGCUGGGCAGGGAAAAGCCCUUCUAAUAAUGAGUGAGGUCUGAGCCAUCCCUCAGUUGGUCCCUGUGGAUGCUGGGACUUGUAGCCUCUCCACCCACUGCUAAUGAGUUUUGUGGGACAGUUGAAUCUGAUGUAGCAAACAAAUUUGGCUCCUCUGACUGCUACCUUAGGCACUGGUGCCUGAACUACUCAGCUGUGGUACAGACACUGUCCAGCUGUCCCCCUGUUUCCCUCAUGUCACUGCCCCAUGCUAGGCUCCCUCUUGCAGGUGAGGGAGCUGCUUUUGCUUUCCCAAAUCAGUUUUUUGGUUUCAUCUUCUCCGCACUUGAACAGUGAUGGGACACUGUGCAGCCAAUGUGGCCUGACUAUGAGCUCUGGAAGGGUGCUUUAAGUGACGUGUUUAUUUUCUUUUUAAUAUUGCACAAUGAAAUUUCCAUGUCACACAUGAUUGACUCCUCAGAGAAUCUCCUGAUGACUGGUAUGAGCUACUUUUGCACAGUAUCCCCACGGGUCUUUCCUGUUGGCUGUAUACAGGGAUUUCAGUCAUUUUUCCAAGUGCUGGUGCUGCCUGGCUUCAUGCCCCAUUCCCUCUGUCCCAGUGGUGACCGCUCGCAAAGCAGCCAGUGGACUGUGGGUGCUGCUGGCCAGGCUGGGAACCUAUUGUCUUGCUCUAGGGACCAGCUUUCCCUUUCACUGCUAAACUUUGUUCUGUUUUGUCCUAUGUGAGAUUAAGUGGCUAUGAAAAGAGCUUAUCAUUUGCUCUUUCCUCAUCUGUCUCUGCUAGCUCUGACUUGGAAAUGGUGCCUUAAACUUUUUAUAUGCCACUGGCUGUAGAUGCUUGGAGUCUGCAUGCAGCUGUGAAUGCUGUGAUGCCUGAGGAGCAAAGCAGGCUUCCCUUGGAGAUGCUGUGAAGGUAGAUUGUAUUACAAGUAACUAUUGGAAAUGCUGGCUGUGCAGUUCUUUUCUAUUCCAGAUCAUCGUCACAUGGAGAUUGCCUGGGAUCCAGGACCCAGAACAAUCCCACUGAACUGCAGCUUAAGCAGUAUUGUAAUCACUUCUGCCCCCUGCACUGU